Messenger RNA from Caenorhabditis sp. 36 PRJEB53466, 509 nucleotides. Lineage: Eukaryota; Metazoa; Nematoda; Chromadorea; Rhabditida; Rhabditidae. The record is from the annotation of a GenBank genome assembly.
AUGCGUCAACUUCUCCUCGUCACUCUUUUCGUCUCCACUGUCUCCGCUCUUCCAUUCUUCGGAACCGUUCAAGCGGUGAGAGUCACCGGAAAGGUCACCUGCAAUGGAGAGCCGGCAGAGAACAUCAAGGUCAAGCUGUACGAGAAGGAGAUCCGUGAGUUCCGGCUCUUUUCCAUAGUUCACAACGUCUUCUUUUAGUUCUUGAUAAACUUCUUGAUGAGAAAUCCACUGACGCCAAGGGAACCUUCACCCUCGCCGGAAACAAGAAGGAGGUGACUGCCAUCGACCCCCAUGUCAACAUCUACCACAAGUGCAACUACAAGGGGGUAAGAGCAAGAGAUGAGACUUCUGAGUAUCAUCCGACUCUUUAGGUCUGCUACAAGAAGCUGAAGAUCAAGAUCCCAAAGAGCUUCAUCAGCGAGGGAGCGACCGCCGACAAGACGUUCGACAUCGGAGAGCUCAACUUGGCCGGAUCGUUCUCCGGGGAGUCGACCGACUGCCUCAACUAG